Molecule: messenger RNA, 3053 nt
Organism: Chelonia mydas (Green sea turtle)
Lineage: Eukaryota; Metazoa; Chordata; Testudines; Cheloniidae
Gene: GSTO1
Product: glutathione S-transferase omega 1
Exons: 6
Coding region: 266-994 (242 amino acids)
Biological process (GO): glutathione metabolic process
Cellular component (GO): cytoplasm
Molecular function (GO): glutathione transferase activity; glutathione dehydrogenase (ascorbate) activity
Source: RefSeq, a predicted model, not a curated record
UGUGUGAAUUUGCUUCCCCUCUUGCCUAGCUACCGGAGGGAGGGGGGUGAAUCUGCUGCUUCCCCCGCCCCCUCGCCUGAUUGGAGGGGUGGAAAAGGGGUAGUUUCUGCAGCUCCUCCCCUUUUAACUUCCCGCUGUGCCCCAGGGGGCGGGAUCCACCCGGAGGCCCGGCUCUGGAGCAGCCCGGGCGGCGUGGGUCGGCAUACAGCGCGCGCAGGCGGAGCUCGGCGCCCCGGGGGACCGAGGCGCCUCUGAGACGGCAGCAAUGGCUGGGGAGCGCGCUCGCAGCUUGGGGAAAGGAAGCACUGUUCCAGGCCCUGUGCCCGAGGGACUGAUCCGUGUCUACAGCAUGCGCUUCUGUCCCUUUGCACAGAGAACACGUCUUGUCUUGAAAGCCAAAGACAUUAAGCAUGAAACAAUCAACAUCAAUCUGAAAAACAAACCUGACUGGCUCUUUGAGAAAAAUCCCUUUGGUUUGGUACCUAUUCUGGAGACCAGCAAGGGUCAGCUGAUCUAUGAGUCUCCAAUCACAUGCGAGUAUUUGGAUGAAGCAUAUCCUGGGAAGAAGCUUCUACCUGCUGACCCUUAUGAGCGAGCAUGUCAAAAGAUGCUCUUGGAAAGAUUCUCCAAGUUACCACCUCUAGCCUUAAAACAUCUCCUGGCUGUUAAAAAUGGGGAGGACAGUUCAGCGCUGAAAGCGGAGUUAAUUAAGAAGCUUGGCGAAUUUGAGGAGAUCUUAGCCGGCUGCAAGACUGUGUUCUAUGGUGGGGACUCUGUGUCCAUGAUUGACUACAUGAUCUGGCCUUGGUUUGAACGACUGGAAUUCUUACAAUUGUCUGACUGUCUGCAACACACCCCGAAGCUCAGGCAAUGGGUGGAAGCCAUGAAGAAGGAUCCUGCCGUCAAGGCUACGAUGACUGACGCACAAACACUCAAUGGCUUUUUUGAGCUGUAUGUGAAGAACAGUCCUGAGGCAUGCGACUAUGGGCUGUGAGAUGAGGGUGGGCAUCUCCCUGUCACAAAUGUAGCUUCUGUUUUUUCUGGGCACCUGCAGUUGGCUGGGAUGGUGCAGUUCUGUGCUUGCAUUUUAAAAUGGGAAUAAAUCUGUGUAGGAAAGGAUGAGAAACCUCCUGGGAAGUCCCAUCCUUCCUGGUAGGAGGAGGGAGUGCUGGCCUCAGGCAGGAGAUGGGAGGUCACUAGCUAUUUAUCACUAGCAGUUGUAUGUAUGUAACCCCUCACGAUCUCUGUCCUCCCCAUUUGUAGAGAGUGGUGCCUGUUUGGUUGCUUUAUGAUUUGGUUUUUGUGAUUCUGAUACUUGAACAAUAGAGGAGGAAAUCUCUUUUAAAUAUGCUAACUCCUCAUUUGGCUGAAUGCUGCACCCUCAGAACUGGAUGGGCAUGACAUCAGUGCUUCAUGUGUCUGUUCCCUGAAGCCCCUCUCCCAUGACAAAGACAAUGGAAGAGUGAGAGAUCAGGAAAUGACUUGGGAUCCACUGUCCCAAGCAAGUUGCUCUCUACUGACACUGCAGUUUGCCGUCAAGAUGCAGGUGUCUGUCUAAAGGCUACAAGGUUUCAUAGUCCAAGUCUCAGAGAGGAGUAUUUCAGACCUGGAAGCAUUUGAAGUUUAUGAAUUCACCCUCAAGAAGGUAAUAGUGGAAGAGGAAAAUACAGCUACAGUUUUUAAUUUGGGUAGCAUCCUCUUGAUGUCUAGACCUACAGGGCUCUAACCCGUUCUCCAUGUUUGUUCGUUCACUUUAUUUUAGGCCUUCUAACCUCCACAACCAGGUAGGCCUGACCUGGUGCAGGCAAUGGUAGCAGUGUCACAGUCUACACUGUGCCCAGGAUGUGGUCUGGUUUUGUCUAGAGUCCAAAACUGCACAUUCACCAAUCAGGCUGGAGGUGAAGUCCAGUGAACUGAGCUGUGCUGGUUCUGCCCAUGGGGCUCUGCUUCAUUCUCAUUUCUUAUCAAUAUGGAAGGAGUGAAUAUGAGCUGACCUUCCCUGCUCCUAGUUUAAGUAGAACAGUGCUUCACAAUACAGGUACCAUUAAACCCGCCUUCAGGGCUGCCCCAGACUAGGCGUACUAGCAAGGUACCAAUACCAGUAGGCUUUCAUUUGGAGAAAACAGCCCUGUGCCCAGGAGAGACCAAAGGCACGUUCUCAACGCCUCUUUCCUGUUCCACCAACCUGGAUUUUUGCCAUUACUUUCAGAAAAGCUGGAUGGAUGAAUGAAUUACAGUGAGCUGUUACUUAGCUGGUAGUCUACCUUUGGGCCCUGAUCCCUUUGUCACUAGAGGGGACUAGUACCAGUGGCCCUAGCUCAACAUAUCAUUAAUCAAAUUUCAGAUUUGAAAUUUCAGAUUUCAGGUGUGUGUUGGAGAGGAACCAGUCCUAGAUUUCCCAGCAACUCAACUUCCUUACUGCACUGACUUGCUUGUACCCAGACAAGUCCUAGUCACUGGUUCCAGUGCAGCUGCUGUUGUGCAUUAUGUUGCAUUGGCACUUGUAGAGUUUUGCAUCUACAAAGAGCUUUAUAACUGUAAUUUCCACCAUAGGUGGGAGAGGCAAGUUAUCCCCAUUUCUCAGCUAGAGGAAACUGAGGUGCUGAGAAAUAAAUUAUUAGUAGUCCAAGCACAGGGUUGAUUAGAAUUCUGGCACCCAAAUCUAGUGCCCUUACAAAUAGGUAGAAAUAGUACUGGUUUUCUACGUAUCGCCUCACCAAAGCUCAAACUCCUGAAAGUUAAACACAAGAAGUGUUAGCUCCUCUAGUCUAGAGAGGUUCCCAGAAGGGCUCUCUGCAGGCAUAACUAGUACCAGAGAUCUUCUGGGGGGAAGCUAUAUGCUGUACUUAUAGUGGAAAAAUUAUAAUGGGGCAUACGGCCUAUCUCUAGCUUCUGUGAGCCUCUACAUUGCAACGUCCCUUCCUGUAAACUACACCCACUUCAGCUGGUGUUGGUAAAAUGUGUCACCUUUGCAAGAUUAACUUUACCAAUGCAAACCCCGAACGGAGUUACAUAAAACAAACUAGAGUGAUUAAGCUGGAGAAGGGGGGGGG